Drechmeria coniospora is the source of this 2553-nucleotide messenger RNA. RefSeq names its product cytochrome P450 monooxygenase. Gene Ontology annotation, molecular function: FAD binding; heme binding; monooxygenase activity. The transcript has 10 exons. Bases 1 to 2553 code for a protein of 850 amino acids. Lineage: Eukaryota; Fungi; Ascomycota; Sordariomycetes; Hypocreales; Ophiocordycipitaceae. The record is from RefSeq and is a predicted model, not a curated record.
AUGUCAGAGUUCAAAGUCUUGAUUGUCGGAGGUUCUGUGGCGGGCCUUACACUUGCCCACUGCCUUGAGAAACUCGACAUUCGAUACGAGAUUCUCGAAAAACAUGAUGAGAUUGCCCCCCAAGUCGGAGCCUCGGUGGGGAUCAUGCCAAAUGGCGCUCUCAUCCUUGACCAGCUCGGCUUGUUUGAUGACAUCGAGAGUGUGAUUGAACCGCUAGAAAUGGCGAAAAUCCGGUACCCUGACGGAUUCUACUUCAAGAGCGAGUACCCCUUGACUAUGAGAGCUUAUUUUGGAUAUCCGAUAUCCUUCCUUGAACGGCAGAAGUUCCUUUCCAUACUCUACAGCAAGCUUCAUCACAAAGAUCGAGUUCACACUGGCCAGAAAGUCUUGUCGGUGCGAGAUUGUGGAUCUCACGCCGUCAUGAAGACGGCUGACACCGAGUACACGGGACACUUGGUCGUCGGAGCUGACGGCGUUCACAGCAUCGUCAGAUCCGAGCUGUGGAAAUUGGCCAACAAAUUCAAGGCUGGAACGUUUCAAGAAGAUGAGAAGAAUGCCCUCAAAGUCGAGUACGCCUGCAUAUAUGGCAUCUCCACCCGCGUCCCAGGGGUCAAGGACGGAGUCCAGUUGAGUCUCAUAUCCCGUGGUGUCACGAUUCACAUCUUCAACGGCACAAACUGCAAAGUCUUCUGGUUCGUCAUCGUCAGGUUGGAGAAGAACGAUGUCGGCAGUGACAGGCCGCGGUACGACGAUAUGCAUGCCCGCAAGAUUUGCGACAGCCUCCAGCGGGAGAAGGUUGAUGCCGACCUGACCUUUGGCGACGUGUGGGUGAACUGUGACAUAUUUAAAAUGACUCCUCUAGAAGAGGGCCUGUACGAGAGGUGGCAUUUUGGCCGUCUAUUCUGCAUAGGAGAUGCAGUCCACAAGUUGACUCCCAACCUUGGCCAGGGUGCCAACCUGGCCAUAGAGGAUGCCGCGGCCCUCGCGAACGCGCUGUGCAAGGCCAACCUCGGAGAGGCCAUGCUCGAGGCCGCCUCGAUGGAACGGUUGACACGAUGGGUCAAGUGGAAGAAGACAAUACUGGACGUGAUCCCAAGCUGCGUUUUGUUUGUUCGCAAUCUGCCCUUGCAGCAUCAUCAGAACAUCACCAUGUUAUCUGAACACGUCCUAGACUUGGGGGGAGUUUGGCCCAAGAUAUGGCUAGCGGGGGGCAUCAUUGCUGCCGUUGCUUUCAUUCGGCACUUCGACUACGAAAAGAAGGAGCUUCAGUUCAAGUGGCUACUUCCCGGACAGCAUCAUCUUGUCGAGAGGAUUCCAAAUUCGGUCAUUGCAAAGGCGCUGAGCUGGCAAAGAUCGCGGGCAAGCAACCCCGAUGACGCAUUCUUUCGAGAAUUUUCGGGCGAGUUUCUGCAGAGCUUCGACGAGGAGGUGCAGGCCAUUGGAGCGCAACGACAGUUAUUUCGUGUACCAUUCUUCUCCCAUGCGGCCGACGUCACGGCUAGCUCGGGGCGGAUUGCAGUUCCUUGCUUCCCCAUGGCGUUAAAGGUAAUUGCGAGGCUGACAACAAAGUCAUUGUUUGGCGCCCCCCUGUGCCGAGAUGGAAAAUUUCUAGAGCUGUGCUGUCACUUUGGGAGUGCAGUUCCGCGUGAUGCCGCCAUCCUGCGCUGCUUUCCUGAGUUCUCACGACGCUUUAUCGCCCCCUUUAUGGCUGCUCCUCGCGGCGUGCACGAUCUACAGACGGCCGUAUGCGGAGAGAUCAAGGCCAGACGACAACGGGACAAGAAUCCGUUAAAGGAUCUUCUCGACUACUCGAUGAAAUGGGUGGAAGAACACCCGGAAAAUGGAUGGGAGGAUUGCCAUAUUGCGGAAAUGAUGUCCAACACUGUUUUCGCCGCCCUGCACACUUCCAGCCAGUUGGUGGUUCACGUUAUCUUCGAGAUUGCUACUCGGCCAGACUACUUGGCCCCCCUUCGCGAGGAAAUCAAGAAAUGCUUCGCAGAGCACGGGGAUGGCACCAAGGCGGCUAUCGACAAAAUGUAUAAAAUGGACAGCUUCAUCAAGGAGACGCAGAGGUGCAACCCCCUAGACGCAUCUGCACUUGCGAGGCUCGUCUUGAAGCCGUACACAUUCACCAACGGGCUGCACGUGCCAGCUGGCUGCUUCAUCUUUACACCCAACUCACCGCUGUUCGAGGACGAGCAGUAUUACAGCAAUCCUCAAGUCUUUGAUGGCAUGCGUUUUGCGCGGAUGCGUGAGCAUGAAAGCACGCGAGCAGCGAGUCCAUUUACGGCGACGAGUGAGCAUAGCAUGCACUUUGGUAUGGGUCGCCAUGCUUGCCCCGGCCGCUUCAUGGUCUCGGACGAGGUCAAACUCGUUCUCGUCCACCUUCUCACCCACUUUGACUUUGCCAUAGAGAACAAUGGUCCACGGCCGCGGAACGUCGCAUUUGGGAAGUUUAUGCUGCCCGACAUGGGGGCGAAGAUUUGGCUGCGCCGGUUGGCAUGCGACGGGGGGGAUUGUGCCUCGGGGAACGGCGAUGACUCAUGUGCCUGA